This is a messenger RNA of Parastagonospora nodorum SN15, 2310 nucleotides long. RefSeq lists its product as hypothetical. The coding region runs from base 1 to 2310 and encodes 769 amino acids. Lineage: Eukaryota; Fungi; Ascomycota; Dothideomycetes; Pleosporales; Phaeosphaeriaceae. The record is from RefSeq and is a predicted model, not a curated record. The transcript has 2 exons.
AUGGCCGAGAGCGCAACUAUCACCUUCUCUCAGACGGGUGUGCAGCCGCCUGUGUACGUCGUAACGUCUCUUAGCGAUCCGCCAUGGGAGCCGCUAGAAAUGCACGUCGACGAGGCGCAGACAGCAUCUGCGAAUCUGAUAUUCACGCGGCGCUUCGAUAAUGUUGCCGAGGGCGACCACCAGUACAAAAUCCGUAUUGGAGACGGCCACUGGGUCGUGGACGAAUCGAGGGACUCUGCCACGGACGAGCAUGGCAAUCGCAAUAACGUUCUGCAUGUCACAGCCGCAAAACAGAACGACGACCAAAACACAGCCCGUGACGUCCCUCACGAACAUGAGAAGCCGCCCUUUCCUCAAAAGUCCCGUAAAGACAGUACAUUCGACACGAGCGAUGUGAUCCACUUACCCAGUGUCCCUGUUCCUAUCGUCGUUGUCGAAAAAGUUGCAGACGAGGAACCUCCGAUCAAUGGAGACACAGAGCCCCGCGCGCUGCAUGAGGACGUUUCUAAACACUCCGCAGAUGCUCAACCUGAUUUUCAAACAACGAGAGAAGAGCGUUCAGCUACCGAUGAGCAGGCGAAAUUGUCUGACAGGCCUCGAGUCGUGGUUGAGAAGACGGACGACAAGCCUGCCUAUGGCGACGACUUCGGUGCUAAUGCGACCAUCUCACAGAGAGUAGCGCAUGACAUGAGAGCCGCAGACGCAAAGCCUAACAUGCUCGUGAUUACACCGGAUGGCCAUGAAGAGCCUCGCACAGAAGACGAUCAAGCUGCUCCCCUAUUUCGCCAUGAAUCCUUUCAAUCUUCCGAGGCCCAUUCGAGCCCAGUUUUGGAAACAGUUGACGAAGUGUCUACCGACAACACAAGUUCAGAGGAUGUUAUCAAUACACCCUCAGAUCCGGACGAUUCGCAAGGUUCGGAGCUUGAUCAAGCACCCUUGCUGUCUCACGAGACUGGUAUCAAAGACAAAGACUAUGACGAGCUGAAUAAUGGGCCCCUUCUCCCGCAUGAAACUGGAUUGAACGAGGACAUGCAUUCUUCUGACGCGGAUUACGACGAACUCGAUGCUGCCCCACUCCUAUCGCAUGAGACUGGCUUCUCGCAGUAUAAGGGCAGCGAGAUUUCCACUAAGAGUGAGUAUACGAGCGAAGACAUCUCAGAACCUCGACAUUACAUGUAUGGCGAUGAUAAUGAUGAUUAUGAUGACGAAGUUCCCACUUUCACUCACGAGGAUGGUGGCGACGAUGACCAUGUAUACCAGGAAGAUGACACGCCCCUCCUAGCACAUGAGCGCACGCAUGAGCGCGAUUUUGCCACCACCGAGAAUUCUAGCCCUGAAGAGGGCGGCGGGUUCACGUUGAAGAGCCAACCCACUUUUGAAUAUGAGGACGCCGGUGAGUCUGCAAGAGUGUUGUUCGGAGGUAGAGGUCGUCCAGGAAUCUUCAGAGCAAGCACCAACAGCAGCACUCUGCCGAACCGGCUGCCAAAAACGGAUGAAGAAGACGACGACCUCGCCGAUCCAUAUCUCGAGCGAUUCCCUACACGCCGCGAACAGAUUCUAGAGCGCGUGAAAACUAUUGGUCUCCACCUACCCGAAGACGAAUCGACAGAAGAACCCACUCAUUCGCCAAUCGGGUCCGUCUUGUCGCAAGCAUGCUCUUCCGUUGAGCUGGCCCCAGUCAAAUCGUACACCUCGCUGGCAUCCGUCCCAGAAGCCGACGACUCGGAUGAGGAGGAAUACGACGCAGAUGGAGAUGUCGAUAGUCUACCCUCGCCUAUGGUCAUGAAGUUCGGCUCGGCAGCCGCUUUCGCUCGCGAUCCUCACGCCACGCCGAUGCCCAAUGACUCCAGACAACUUGAACCUACAGAAGACGGCACACAACAAUCGUCAAUCGAUUGCUCAAUGCAGUCUAGCGAAGCAGACAACGUGAACAGGACUGAUGGUACAAAGGAAGCUAUUCUGAGCAAGCUUCACGAGGCUAUAGCAUCACCGAGCAACAUGUUGAAUCCUAUCACUCCACCACUAACGCCAGAGAACGAAGCCCUAUCUAUAGGUGACGAUGAGUCUACAACAGUGUCGGAGCCGCAAGUUCGCCGACGUCAGGCCCCGAAAGCGGAAGCAGCGAACGCCACACCCGAAGAUCACAGCCAGGAUGACAGCAACACUCUUGAAGGGGCCGGAACGCCAUCAGGCAACCAGAAAGUCGCCCAUUAUGAGGAGUCCUUCCUUCAGACCUUUUUCCGUGUCGUCUUCGGAUCCGUUGGCCGCUUCUUGGCUGUCUGCGUAGGGGACCGAAAACGUGCUGGGUAA